UACAUUUAACAUAUAAUUCCUGCAUUAAUAUAAAUUGUGAACCAGUAUGGACUGGAUAAAACACAUUUUAAGACGAUUAAGAGCGAAACGAUUCAGUAAGAAGUGUGAACUUAGGUCCCCUGAUGUUCAGAGAAGCACAUGGACUGAAGAUUUCUGCUUAUUAAUCAUGGCAGCAUCAAUACACGAGACAGUCCUCAUCGGAAUAUGUGAUGGGGUUAUUGACCAGAAGAAAAACACAUCUUAUUGCACGAACAAAAUUGGAGAUAGACCGGACCUGCUUCCGAUAAUCACACUCCAGUAUCCCCUAUGCAGAGUGUGUCAGAGAGGCCUGUCCCACGCCGUGCAGGUCUACUGCCCUCUUGCAGCGUCUCCUUACCACAGAACCAUCAGUGUAUUUGCCUGCACCAAUCCACAGUGCAGCGGCAAAUCAGAGAGUUGGAUUGUCCUGCGCUCUCAGUGCUUGGAGGAUGACAUCAAACCAAGACAAGACGACAAAACCACGCCAUGUGCAGAAUCUGCAAUGUCCAGGACAGACUGGUGUGAUGAAGCUGAUGAUUGGGGGAUGGACGAUGAAGAGCAAGAGAAAGUGGCUGAAAGCGACGUACAAACACCAAAUGACCGUAUCGGUGACGGAAAUGAUGUCAGCAGCAGGCUUCAGGACCUGUGCAUUGAUGGAGAUCACCAAAGUGCACUCCAACCCACCGAUGUGCCAGUUUUCCAGCCGUUCUACAUAAGCGUUAUGGAGGAAACAGACCUGGAUGGAUUUCUUGAUACGGAUCAUGAAAACGAACUGCUUAGAGCGUAUGAGGAGAGGGAGGGAGUGAUUGUCGCCGAGAUUCAGAGUUGUGAAAGUGGGGGAGCCACUCGGGAGGAAUACGAGAAGGCCACGGUCAAGCAUGGUGAUGAAGUGUUCACCAAUUUCAUGAAGAAAAUCUCUCUUUGUCCUGAACAAGUGUUACGAUACAGUUGGGCCGGAUCACCUCUAUUUAUAACCGAGCCUCUCUCCGGUGUUAGUCCGAUGGUGCCGUGCUGUGCUCACUGUGGCAGCCCGAGAGUUUUCGAAUUUCAGCUCAUGCCAGCAUUGGUCAGUUUGCUCAGUAGUGCAGACACAAAUUCAGACGUCUCGCUGGAGUUCGGAACAGUUCUUGUGUACACUUGCAGAAACAGCUGUUGGAAAUCUGGAUCAACGGCUCCAGUGGAAGAAUUUCUAGUCGUUCAGCCCGACCCAGAUCAAAAGCUCUUCAAAUGAUACCAUUUAUCAUCAUUAAAGAUAAUUUUUCAGUA
Messenger RNA from Cyprinus carpio (common carp), 1284 nucleotides. RefSeq names its product uS5 assembly chaperone PDCD2L-like. The record is from RefSeq and is a predicted model, not a curated record. Lineage: Eukaryota; Metazoa; Chordata; Actinopteri; Cypriniformes; Cyprinidae. Gene Ontology annotation, cellular component: cytoplasm.